AUGUGUUGGUUUUCAAUAUUUCUAGUCUUUUGUUUUCUCUCUUUUCCUUUACCCCUCGAGUAUUUUCGUCGUCGUGUCCGCUUCAUCAUCAAGUUCCCCCCCUUUCCCUCCCUCCUUUCCAUCUGGCCUUCUUGUCUCAUCUUUUCCAACAUCACAAAAAAUCCCUCCGUCCUAGUUUAUCUCCGUUUUCAGAUUGGCUUGGCAUGUACAACCCUCCAUCCUCUUCUCUCUCUCUCUCGACACAAACACACAUAUGGUUUCUUAUACGGCUGGAUGGGCGGCAGCGUUGUGGGAGUCGGGGAGUGA
Colletotrichum graminicola M1.001 is the source of this 306-nucleotide messenger RNA. RefSeq lists its product as uncharacterized. Lineage: Eukaryota; Fungi; Ascomycota; Sordariomycetes; Glomerellales; Glomerellaceae. The transcript has a single exon. Bases 1 to 306 code for a protein of 101 amino acids. The record is from RefSeq and is a predicted model, not a curated record.